UUGGUGUUUGUCAAGUCUGAUUGUUACUUUUUUGAGAGACAUUUAUGAGGAAAUUUAUCUCUGCCAUGCUGGAAGACUGGAAAUGUGCCUGAGCCUCCAAGUCACCACAGGCUGGAUGUGCCUUCUCAAUGGCCUCCUCCUUCUAUAUAUUGAUGAAAUACGCACAGUAUGUUUUCCUGGCCUCGGUCUUCUACACUGUUGAAUACAGCCUAGCUCAGACUUGUGCAGUGGAGUCUUUCUCUGUGAAAGACAAUUUUGAUCCAAAAAGGUAUGCAGGGAAAUGGUAUGCCCUGGCCAAGAAGGAUCCAGAAGGUCUUUUCCUUCAGGACAACAUCUCUGCUGAAUACACUGUGGAGGAAGAUGGCACAAUGACUGCGUCCUCCAAAGGCCGAGUGAAGCUUUUUGGUUUCUGGGUGAUCUGUGCUGACAUGGCUGCUCAGUACACGGUACCUGACCCAACCACUCCAGCAAAAAUGUAUAUGACCUACCAGGGACUGGCCAGCUACCUCUCCAGUGGCGGGGACAAUUAUUGGGUGAUUGACACUGACUAUGACAACUAUGCCAUCACCUACGCCUGCCGCAGCCUAAAGGAGGACGGCUCCUGUGAUGAUGGCUACUCCCUGAUCUUCUCCCGCAACCCCCGUGGCCUCCCCCCAGCCAUCCAGCGCAUUGUGCGCCAGAAGCAGGAAGAAAUCUGCAUGUCUGGCCAGUUCCAGCCUGUGCUUCAGUCAGGGGCCUGCUAAAAGUACGCUUCUGAUCCUAUCCUUAAGCGCAGAAACCAGACCUCUUGAAGUUGCCACUCAACUAAUAAUAUUAAAAAAAAAAAUCAUAGUAUGGAAUAGUGUGUUUUUCCUGAAAAACACAUGAAAACAUUGGGGGAUCUUUAAACAGUGUGCAAUAUAAUAGUGAUAUUUGAAUUUUCAAGGGAAUACUUAAUGUGGCAUUUGUCAAUAAAUGUUUUUAGAAAAAAAGGCACCUCUGGAACUGGUUUUUAUUGCCUGGUGUUCUGUCAUUGGGUAGCAGAAGGACUGAGGGUGCUCACUGAGGAGUGGUGAGACAGCAGCCAAGAGUGUUCCCAGUGCAGGAGGGGCAGUGUCACUCCUAAGCACUGAACAGGGGGGCAGGGCAAGGAUGGCGAGAGGGACACGUCACCUGACAAUGCUGAAUGUCAGACAAAAGCAUGGUUAUACGGUAAGUCUGGGAUUCACCUAGAAAGUCCAGCCAGCAAGUAAGAGCAGCAAGGCACAUUGGUGAGAUGGCUCCAGCCAAAACCAGGACUCGAGAGCGUGUCUGAGGCAGAGCUCCCUGUAGCAAAGCUCCCAAGAGGACAAUCACAAAUGCCAUAAAACAGUGGCUACUUUCAAUAACACUAAACAUUACUUUAAAUGAGCAGGUUCUUGCAUUUCUAAUGGUGUUACCAGGAAUUUGCUCCCCUCUGUCUUCAUAAUCCAGAUUUCAGUAUCUGAAAGGUAUAGAACUGAAAGAUAUUGAACAGUCUGGGUUUAUGGGACACAAUUUCGUAGAUAGAGAAAACCAAAAGAGGAGUACCUAGAAAUCUCCAUGUAGAAAAAAGGUAACCUGAGUCAGCAUUAUAGACAUGUAUUUCCCAGUGCUUUUAGUAAAAUUUGUGUUUCCUAGUAAUAAAAAUACCAGUCUAGAACACCCCAGCAUCCUGCUGAACUCUGCAGUUUGACAACUACACAAUUUUUUACAAGCUAUAAUUACCAAUCACAGAGGUAAGACCAAGCUGAACAGCCCCUAUUCCAGGGGCUUCCAAACGGUGUGUGGAACAAGGGUGAUGUUGACUGAAGACCUUCAGAGCACUACACUGUUAAACAGCUCCUGCAAGAUGCUUGCACAAUCUUACCUCAAUAACCAGAAAGAGUAUAGAAACCAAAGACCAGAGACACUUUCCAGGACCAGAGACAUUAUCCCAGAGAUGCAGCAAAGUCUCUCAAACUUGUAUUUCCCAGGAUUUCCUGGCAAUACUUGUAAGGCUCUCAACCUGCUUGAACAAAGAUGUCCUUGCUCUUCAGGUCUAGGAAAAGCUACCCUGAGGGAAAAAGAUUGUGAGCUACCACCUAAAGCUAAGGACAGAAAUGGAGCACUGGCAUGCAAUGCUAACAAAACCCCACAAAGACAGCGAACUACUGAGUACUGAAAAAAUAACAGCCUUUUCUGCUGGACUAAGUGCAAGGUCAGUGCAUUGAUUGAAUGUUCUCCACUUCCACCCUUCUCCCAGCAGGAAGUAUUGGGGUGGAAUCUGUGACCUUAGGACUUGUAAAACAACUGAUUAGACAACACUAAUCAGUUACUUCACUAGCUUCAGCUACUCCUUAGCUGAAGGACUGUGGCCUUUGGCCAAAACUGUCAGACCAAUACUACCCGUCUUAGAGAAGUGGAAUUUUUAAUGUCUAUGGUUAUACUACUUGUAUGACCAGAGCAGAUGAGUGCUGUAGCAAGAAGAGACAAUCAAUAUGCAGGACCCAGUACAUCCUUAUUGUGCUUGGUACAGUCUGUCCAGACAAGAUAGGCAGUGAAAUUCCUCCUCAGCCACCUGAGACAAAGCCUGCAGGAUCACAGAAAUGGAGCUGUGAUUGUGGCUGAAGACACCACAAAUUUCAUGCACCUCAGGAAUUGUACUUGAGGUGCAUUUUUCAAUCAGGACUACAAGCAAGUCCCCACAGUAUGAUGUGGGAAGUUAAUGAACAGAUGGGAGUUACAUUAUAUCCAUUUGUCUCCAAUGACUGCAGGAAAUGCGAAAGACAAGGCAGGAUAGGGCAGGUGGUCAUGAGUAUCCUGAUGAGAUUUACACUUCCCUUAAAAUUCUGUUGAGUUCAACAUGAAACAUCUCAUGUAUAUCUAGAGGCAGACAUCUUCUGUCUGCUGUUUGAGCUGGCUGAUGAAAAGAAGUCUAUUAUUCCUGGGGUUUUAGUGUGUGUAUAGGUCCCAAGUCAUAAUCUCUGUCCUGCGCAAACUUUCCACUAACAAGACAAAAUAAAAAAAUUGUUUAUGCAUUAAAAGGACUGUUGUUUUGUCCUCAGAAGGUCCUCUAGUGCUGGCAGAACGACUAUGACUGUGCAACAGCAGGAGGGACCCUGCAAGGAUAUUGUCCUUCACAUACCAGUGAACCCCCUCCAGCAAGGACACUGCAAGUCCUGAGAUCAGACACAAUAAUACCACUUUGAGUUUUCCACGGGUUCUGGUAACUGAGGCAAUCUAUGCAUUUAGGUUUCUACUUCAGCCUCGACACUUUUUAUAGUAAGAUCCUUUCACGCUUUAUUUUUAUGCAAUGUUGGAACUUCCAUGAGUCGAGCUACCUUUUUACCCCUCGUGCUGGUAUCCAUUGCGAGCAGCUGUGUGGUACUUGGUUGCUGGCUGGAGUUAAAACAUGGCAGUCCUUGAGAAUAGUCUUUACUUUCCAAGAUUAAGUUGUUGACAUAAGAGUUGUAAGCAGUUUCUAGAACACAAUGAUCAGAUCCUGUUUUUACAGGGUUCAUGUGAAAGAUUAAAAACUGGUUUUAUUUGCUUUCACAAAAGAUGGCAACAAAUGUAGCAUAUACACAAUUAGACAAUGUAAAAUACUCAGCUGAAAGGUUCUUUCAGUUGCAAAAUGGUUAUACAGCCUCACAAGCUUUCAUUUGAAGCGCAGGCAAAUAAUCCCCUUGCAGUUGCAGUUACAUAUUCCUACUUGGAUUAAUGAACAGCAAAAAACAUACAUGAGUGCUCCACAGCCUUGCUUUGGUUAUGACACUACAGAACUACUAAGCACCUGCUAUUCACACCUGGUGCUAUGGAUACUUGGCACUUCUGAAAACUCAAACUGUAAUGGGGGGCUGAUCACUACAUGUAACAGAGGAGACUAGUUAAACAUGCAAUUUAGGAAACACUAUCAGAGUCAGCAACAGAUGGUUACAGAAAUCUCAAGUUUCAAGUACUAAACAGCGUUUCUCUAUAGACAUUAAAUGAUAAAAAAAGAAAACGCCAUUUCAAAACUUUUAUAAUUUGUCAGAAAUAAACUCAUACCUGGAAAUACCAACUUCUCUUCUCUCUGUAAUUGUUAAUACAUGCUCAUUUCUUAAAGGAAUGAGUUUGUAUCAUAGCAGCAAAGAAGAUUUUCAGAAGAAAUCUUCUAUUUUUCAUGGUUUGCACAUAUAAAUUUUCAUCCCUGCAUAAAAAAAAUCAAUACUAUUCACUACAGCUAUGUUUCUUCUUAUUUUUCUUUUUUUGUUGUUUUUUCCUUUUUUUUUUUUUUUUUAAUACACCUGUAACUAGUACAUAAUCCUUGGUUUGAUAAAGACUGCUAUAUUCUGAUUGCGAGGGUGGGAAAAUUUUAAAGCAAAAGGGCUACUCAGGUAGGACAUCCUAACACACUAAACAUACUGUCCUCUCAAGUUCCUACAUUUUCCGCUGCUUCAGACACACUAAAAUCUCUCACGACCCUAUACUUAGUAUUUCUCUAAAUUGUUUUAAUUGUGGUUCUACCUCGUACUAGCAAAACAACAUGAGUUAACUGCCAGA
Oenanthe melanoleuca is the source of this 4521-nucleotide messenger RNA. RefSeq names its product purpurin. Gene Ontology annotation, molecular function: retinoid binding; retinol transmembrane transporter activity. Bases 129 to 743 code for a protein of 204 amino acids. NCBI's taxonomy places the organism in Eukaryota, Metazoa, Chordata, Aves, Passeriformes, Muscicapidae. The transcript is spliced from 6 exons. The record is from RefSeq and is a predicted model, not a curated record.